Xylaria bambusicola is the source of this 2148-nucleotide messenger RNA. Its product is annotated as FolC bifunctional protein. Gene Ontology annotation, cellular component: mitochondrion; cytosol; cytoplasm. Gene Ontology annotation, biological process: tetrahydrofolylpolyglutamate biosynthetic process. The record is from RefSeq and is a predicted model, not a curated record. Lineage: Eukaryota; Fungi; Ascomycota; Sordariomycetes; Xylariales; Xylariaceae. The transcript has a single exon. The coding region runs from base 215 to 1960 and encodes 581 amino acids. Gene Ontology annotation, molecular function: tetrahydrofolylpolyglutamate synthase activity; ATP binding.
ACUCUCGCAAUCUGUGAUAAAAGGUAUUCUAUUCCGAUAGAUACUUCUUUUUCUUCUUUCUUCGUCUUCUAGAGCCUCUUUUUUUCCUUUUCUUCAUCUUCAUCCGCUUUCGUAUCAAUCCCCUCCGCACUUUUCUAUAUGAUUAUACUCUAACCUAUCACUAGAGAAAUCAGAAUCACAGGCGUCCUAAUGCCCUUCAAAGUAGAAUAACCGUAUGGCCACUCUAAUUCGUCACACAUCAGACCCAUCGUAUCUCAUAUCUUCGCUCAGAAGAGGACCAUUACAUCUGAGUCAUAUUUACCACCAUAAGCUUUCUAUCACUCGCCUGGACCGAGCCUCGCGGCACUCAUCGACCAUGGCUCGCACCUACGAGUCCGCGCUCUCGCAUCUCGCGGCGCUGCAAUCCAAUCGCGCCGUCACAUCUCUCUUCAGUCCUCCCGCAGACGCAUCUGUGCCGAAGCGAGAUCUCAACGCCCUCGCUAUCCCAGAGAUGCUAGCCUGGCUGCGGCGCGCGGGUCUAUCGCAGGACGAGCUCGCCGCCAACCUCCGCUGCAUUCACGUCGCCGGCACCAAGGGCAAAGGGUCCGUCUGCGCAUAUCUCACUGCUCUGUUAACGCGAGGUGACGAGGGAACACGCCGCGUCGCGGGAAAGGUGGGCACGUACACAUCGCCACACCUCGUAUCGGUGCGCGAGCGCAUAGCCAUCGACGGGGCCCCGAUAUCGCGGGCCCUGUUCGCGCGAUACUUCUACGAAGUCUGGGAUGCAUGUACGGAAGCAGCGCGGGCCGAACUCGCCUCCCGGCCCACGGGAGAAGGCGCGGAGAUAUCAGAAGAGAUCCAGGGCCCGUCCACGAAGCCUUUCUACUUCCGCUUCCUGACGAUCGUGGCGCUGCGGGCGUUCCUGGGGGAGGGCGUGCGCAGCGCCGUCAUCGAAUGCGGGAUCGGCGGCGAGUACGAUUCCACGAACGUGCUGCCUGCCACGUGUGUAACGGCGUCCGUCGUCACGCAGCUGGGGAUCGAUCACGUGGGUAUGCUGGGCAGGACGCUGCCCGAGAUAGCGUGGCAUAAGGCGGGCGUGUGUAAACCCGGGCGGAAAUGCUUCACCAGAAGGCUUGAGGGAACCGGAACUGCGGAAAAGACUGCGCAAGUACUCCGACAGCGAGCCCAAGAGAAGGGCGCCACGCUUGUCGAGGUUGCAGACAAAGAUGUCGAGAAAUGGGGCGGUGUCAAGGCUAGUGAAAAGGGGGCCGCGGGAAGUCUCGAGGGCGAGUUUCAGAAGUACAAUCAAGCGCUCGCCGUAGGUGCUGCGCGGGAGCAUUUGCAUGUCCUUGCGAGCGAAUAUCCCAGCGAGAGAAUGCUAGGAGCGGACGUCACUGCGCCCGAGAAGUUAGAAUAUGUCCCAUCGUCAUUUACAUCAGCGCUCCAGUACGCACGGCUACGGGGUCGCUGCGAGACGCGCGAGGACGAGCACGCGCCCAUUACAUGGCUCAUAGACGGCGCGCACACGGCCGAGAGUCUAACGGAGGUUGCGCGGUGGUUUUGCAACAAGACAUCCCAGGCCGCGCACAAAGGAAAUCCAAUCCUCCUAUUCAACCAGCAAGACCGGGAUGCCGCAGAACUCGUCAGCGGGCUCCUAGAGGACCUCAAGGCGAACGCACCUGGCCCAACAGGAGCACCAUCGUUCGCGCACGCGAUUUUCUCGCGGAAUGAUCUGAGACCCCGCGAAAGCGGCGAGCCCGAGCGCGACCUAUCUGUGCAAAACGCCGCGGCCGAAGCCCUGCGCGCCAAUAACGGUAUCACAUCGACGAGUAUCCGGGAUAACGUCGCCGAUGCCGUAGCGGAGGCCCGAACGCUAGCGACUCGCGAUAGCGACGGGGACCGAACGACGGUGCUCGUCACGGGCUCGCUGCAUCUCGUGGGGGCUGUAUUGCGUACUCUGGAGCCGGAUGCCGAGGAUUGAACGAACUACAUGCGAUGGACCGACCGGAAGAAGCCCAGGGCUAGGAUUCACGGGGUAUCUGGGAUAGGAGUGGCGUCGUGGAAUGAUGAAUGCAUCAACUUCCGAGUGCGAUAGAAUAUUCAACAUAAUUGAUAUCAUAGAGAAGUUCUCGUGACCGACCGAACACGCCUUAUUUAUGUAUGCAGAGU